AUGGGAAUUUUAUCCCCUCCAGAUUCGCCGUUUGCGCCUCCGUCAUUCCUUUACCAGAUCAUUUACCACCCAUUGACUACCUGCUUCACGUUCUUGCACCAGCUUCUUGUUUACCUUCGAGGACCGCCGUACCUCCCACCCAAAAAUAAGAUCCCCAUUCGAGUAGUUUGUAUCUCUGACACGCACUCUCAAAUCCCUCCCACGGCUAUACCUAAAGGCGACCUCCUCAUCCACUCUGGCGAUCUAACGAACACCGGCAGCCUUUCCUCCAUUCAACAAGCCAUAGACUGGUUAAAGACUCUACAGAAGCCCUGGCAUGGCUCUUCCGAUGGCUUCCGCCAUAUUGUGGUCGUGGCAGGGAACCACGACAGCUACUUCGAUGAGCGCAGCCGAAGUGUCCACGAUCGAAAGAACUCCCACCGCACCCUCGAUUGGGGCAAAGUCCACUACCUGCAACACUCGUCCAUAACCCUUCCAUUCCCCGACGACCGUCAAUUGCGAGUCUAUGGAGCUCCACAAAUUCCUAAGUGCGGCGGCAAAGAUUUCGCUUUCCAGUAUAACCGAGGACAAGAUGCAUGGAGCGGUACCAUACCAGAGGAUGUUGAUGUGCUAGUCACACACAACCCACCAAAAUGGCACUUGGAUGUCCCUCAGAGCGGAGGCAUGGGUGACGAGUAUGAGUUGCGGGAAGUCUGGCGCGUUAGACCUACGUUACAUGCUUUCGGACACGUCCACACGGGCUACGGCACCGAUGUUGUCUGGUGGGACGACAGCCAGAGGUCAUUUGAAGAAUUUCUCGAAGCGGCUUACAACAAACCUGCCGAAACGCCCGCCAGCCAUCGCCUGCCGUUGACAGAGCUAAUGGAUGUCCCGUUAUGGGUGAGGGGCUUUAAGUCGCUGAUUGCAGAUGUGCGAGGUCUUCUGUGGACGAGGCUCUGGGGUGGUGCCCGACAGGGAGGAUACAUGGUCAACGGCGCCCUAACCUAUCAGACGACCAACAAGCUACUGAAUAAGCCUCGCGUAGUAGAAUUGUGA
Molecule: messenger RNA, 1035 nt
Organism: Rhinocladiella mackenziei CBS 650.93
Lineage: Eukaryota; Fungi; Ascomycota; Eurotiomycetes; Chaetothyriales; Herpotrichiellaceae
Exons: 1
Coding region: 1-1035 (344 amino acids)
Molecular function (GO): hydrolase activity
Source: RefSeq, a predicted model, not a curated record